CCACCAUUUUAAUGUCGUAUACUGGGUGGGAUUUCCAAUUGAAUUGGCUGAUUCCCUCCAAAACGUAAGAAAACGUUUUGCUGCGAAUGCGAGCGUUUGUUAUGAGACAAAUCUGGGUAGUUCCUCCCCGUUUGGUUCCUAAUGAAUUUAGCCCAGCAAGGCAUCUGGGCGCUAUUGGACCACGUGACUGGUUAGGACAGCCAUCGUUUUACCUAAUUCAUGUCCAACCCAAAAUGGGAAAGGGGUGCGAGGACUGCAGAGGAUAAAACGAACAGCAAUGGUAUCGUUUAGGAGUUUUGUUUCAAUCUCAAAACCUCGUUUUUCAAAUCCUCUGCAGGUUCUAUUGGUUGAAAGAAAAAAAAAGUAACCAAGCAAAGGUGGGAUUGAACCAGCAGCUGGCCUGAACCUGUUAACUGGCAACCAGGAGCAGGAACAACAAUCCAGCCUCCUGAUUGGCUGUGACAAACAGGCUGUGGAGAGGAGGGGGAAACUAACAAUCAACUGAUUUUGAUUUGCUCUCCCCUUUUUAUUUAUUUUUUGAGGACUCAGCAGGAGGACUCAGCAGGAGGACUCAGCAGGAGGACUCAGCAGGAGGACUCAGCAGGAGGCCUUGGGCUCUGUGUUCUAACUUCCCAGACGAGCAUGGGGCAGAGCAUCCCUGGAGGCAUAAAGACUAUUGACAUGAGAGACCCGGCGUUCAGGCCUCUGAAGCUGGAGUUGGCAGCCCUGGACCACGCCAAGCCCUCCAGGCUGGAUCUGCUGCUGGACAUGCCCCCUGCUGGACAGGAGGUCCAGAUGCAGCACUCGUGGAACAACAACGACCGAUCGCUCAACAUCUUCGUCAAGGACGACAACAAACUGGUCUUUCAUCGGCACCCCGUGGCUCAGAGCACGGAUGCCAUCCGGGCCUGUAUCGGCUACACCCGGGGGCUCCACGUCUGGGAGAUCAGCUGGGCCAUGAGACAGCGGGGAACGCACGCCAUUGUCGGCGUGGCGACAGGAGACGCGCCGUUACAUUCUGUAGGCUACACGACCCUGGUCGGUAACAACCACGAGUCCUGGGGCUGGGACCUGGGACGAAAUAAACUGCACCACGAUGGGAAGAACCAGCCCAGUAAGACAUACCCAGCGUUCCUGGAGCCGGAUGACACGUUUCUAGUCCCCGACUCGUUCCUGGUAGUGUUGGACAUGGACGAGGGGACUCUGAGCUAUAUAGUGGACGGACAAUACCUUGGGGUGGCUUUCAGAGGACUCAAGGGGAGGAAGCUGUACCCUGUCGUCAGUGCUGUGUGGGGGCACUGUGAAAUACGAAUCCGCUACAUCAAUGGACUGGAUCCUGAGCCUCUCCCUCUGCUGGAGCUGUGUCGGCGCUCUGUGAGGGUAGCUUUAGGCAGAGAACGACUGAGUGAGAUCCAUGGUCUGCCUCUACCGGCCUCUCUCAAGAAUUACCUUCUCUACCAAUGACCUCGGGACCCUCGGCACAACAGAACAUGGCUCCGAUCCGUCGGCUGUCCCUGCCGGCCUCCAUAAAGAACUACCAAGGGGCUGCCCUGUGCCCUCUCAUAAUAUACACUGAGUGUCACUGUCAGCCUCCAUAAAUAACUACCAAGGGGCUGCCCUGUGCCCUCUCAUAAUAUACACUGAGUGUCACUGCCGGCCUCUGUCCAUAGGGCUGUCCCUAAUCAACUACUACCAAUUACAACUCAAGGGACGGUCCUGUCCCCUCAAUAGGGACUGCCUUGUCCCUUCACAACCCUCAUCUUGUACACUUGAGCACAGGCUCAGAACCACAGCCCACCUCUACUGGCCUCGAUCAAGAACUACCAAUGACCAAGGGAGGGUCUGGGACUCACUCACAACAUCUCUCUCCCCCGACUGCCCCGUCUGUGCCCACCAAUAGAUCCACAGAGCACGCCUCACCCUCGCUCACCGUCUUUGGGAUUGUCCCCACUGAGGGUAAACUAACCAGUUCAACAACCCAACAUAACUCCAGCUUCUGUGUUUCAUCUCCAUGAAUAAUCCUCCCAACCCUCAGGGCUCAUUUCUACUAAUCACAUUACACCACAGAGUGAGAAGAACACUGUUGUGUGAUGCUUGGCGUGUUCAAGAAGCCAUAGAGACAGUGGUUGGUGUUGGGUCAGUUUU
Molecule: messenger RNA, 2145 nt
Organism: Oncorhynchus mykiss (rainbow trout)
Lineage: Eukaryota; Metazoa; Chordata; Actinopteri; Salmoniformes; Salmonidae
Gene: spsb1
Product: splA/ryanodine receptor domain and SOCS box containing 1
Biological process (GO): proteasome-mediated ubiquitin-dependent protein catabolic process
Cellular component (GO): SCF ubiquitin ligase complex
Molecular function (GO): protein binding
Source: RefSeq, a predicted model, not a curated record